GAGAGACGAGUGCAGCAGUGAUUGAGCGAGGGAGAACGAACGCGGAGUGAUCUUUCUGUCCCUUUCCACGCUGUUCUCGCCAUUUGUUUGGCGGAGAGGAGGAAGAAAGAGGCCCAUAUGGAAGAAGCAAGAGAUUCUACGAUGACGGUGAAAUGCGCGUGGAGGCAGAGCCUCUGAGAUCUUCGUUCCGAGGAAGCUUGGAUUUUUUGGCACUCCCUCUCGUUUUCGCGACAGCUCCUGCGGUAAAGUUGCCUCCUUGAAUUGUUUUCUGCCUGUGGCGUUGUUUUCCCGUUAUCUCCGAUCCACCGAUGGGCGCCAUCGAACAAUAGAAAAUAGGAGCCAAGAUGCGAUCUUGCGUACUUUUCUGAACUCGAAGUGAGGUGGAAGGGAAUGGCAUUUUCUGGAUCUGUGUAAGUAUAUCUUCUGGCGAAAUCUUGAUUUUGCUGAAGGGAAGAGAGCAAUGUCGAGGCCACUCUACCGUGGUUUUUCUGGGGGCGGAAGGGGCAGCGGUGGCGCAUGCCGUGACCCUUUUGAUUUGAGCUACCAGGCGAAGGAUUUCGCGGAGAAUGGGCACGACCAUGAGGCGGGAAGCCCCGCCGGGACAAAUCGAAGCCGGCAAAGCCUUAUUUUUGCCCUCCUCAAGCUGGGUCUAGUUGCCAUUACCGUCCUUGCACUCUUCGGUUCGCUCUAUUGGGCUAUAUCUAUCUCCACCUCCGCUCGAGGCAACGUCUAUCAUGGCUAUCGACAGCUCCAGGAACAGGUCGUUGCCGAUCUCGCAGAGAUCGGGGAGCUGUCGCUAGGAAUCGCGCGGCCGAAUGAGUUGGAAUUUUGCCCGCCUGAGUAUGAGAAUUUUGUCCCUUGUUAUUACAAUGUCUCGGAGAGUUUUGAUUUGGUAGAUUCGGUGGUUCCGACUAAGCAUGAAAGAAAAUGCAUACGCGAUUCUGAGAAGGGUUGUUUGAUUCUUCCUCCGACGAACUAUAGAAUUCCACUGAGGUGGCCAAGCGGGAGGGACUUCAUAUGGAAGGCGAAUGUCAAGAUCACAGGACAGGAGUUCUCCUCUGGGAGCUUAACUAAGAGGAUGAUGGUGGAGGAAGAUCAUAUCUCUUUCCGAUCCGACUCCUUCAUGGUUGAUGGUGUAGAAGAUUAUACACAUCAGAUAGCAGAGAUGAUUGGAUUGCCAAAUGAAUCUAAUUUCAUUGAGGCUGGGGUAAGAACUGUCCUAGAUAUAGGCUGUGGUUUUGGUAGUUUUGGAGCACAUCUCUUCUCAAAGCAGUUAUUGACCAUGUGCAUUGCAAAUUAUGAGGCAUCAGGUAGUCAAGUUCAACUCACCCUUGAGAGAGGCAUUCCUGCUAUGAUUGGUUCUUUUUCAUCAAGACAGUUGCCAUAUCCAUACCUUUCCUUUGAUAUGUUGCACUGUGCAAGAUGUGGGAUUGAGUGGGAGAAAAACGAUGGUAUUUUCUUACUUGAAGUUGAUAGACUUCUAAGACCUGGAGGUUAUUUUGUCUGGACUUCACAAAUGAAUACUCACAGAUCUUUGCGUGAUAAAGAAAAUCAAAAGAAGUGGUCAAUGAUUCAUGAUUUUGCCGAAAAUCUUUGCUGGGACAUUUUGUCACAACAAGAUGAAACAAUUGUAUGGAAGAAGACAAGCAAAAAGAAAUGUUACACUUCUCGGAAGGCGGGCCCUGCAGUUUGUGAUAGAAGCCACGAUGUUGAAUCUCCAUAUUACCAACCACUAAAUCCCUGCAUAUCAGGGAUGGGGAGUCAGCGAUGGAUUUCCAUCGAGAGCCGUACACCUUGGCCCUCUCGAGUUGCCUUGAAUUCAACUGAACUUGGUAUAUAUGGUGUACAUCCUGAGGACUUUGCCGAGGAUGCUGCUAGUUGGAAGUCAGUGGUUCAUAAUUAUUGGUCACUUCUUUCACCACUUAUAUUCUCAGAUCAUCCAAAGAGACCUGGUGAUGAGGACCCCUCUCCACCUUUUAACAUGCUAAGAAAUGUCCUUGACAUGAAUGCUCAUUUUGGUGGUUUUAAUGCUGCUUUAUUGGAUGCUGGGAAAUCUGUGUGGGUGAUGAAUGUGGUGCCCACAAAUAGCCCCAAGUAUCUUCCUAUGAUUUUUGACAGGGGCUUUGUUGGUGUUCGACAUGAUUGGUGUGAAGCAUUUCCAACAUAUCCAAGGACCUAUGAUAUGGUCCAUGCUGAAGGAUUGCUAUCUCUUGGGACUCAUCAAAAGCAAAGGUGCUCCAUGCUUGACAUAUUCUUAGAGAUUGAUCGCAUUCUACGACCUGAGGGCUGGGUGAUAAUUCGUGACACAGCGCUUCUUAUUGAAACUGCUAGAUCCAUGACCACACAACUGAGAUGGGAUGCCCGCCUGAUCGAGCUUGACAGAAGCAGCAACGAGAAGCUCCUAGUUUGUCAGAAGCCGUAUUUCAGGAAACAACAGUAGCUCACACAACUACAGCAGUUUUGCAUAGGAUAAAACAUUUGUUAUUUGUCGAUAAUGUUUUCCGUAAAAUGUCAUCAUGGUAGGUGGAAUCAGAAGAAAGAAUAGAAAACGUGGUGAGGCAAAGAAUUUUCAGCAAAUGCUAUUCCUGCGGAACCACAAGGUUCCAUUGGCUAUGUGAUUACAUUAUAAAUCUGCAUCAGAAGGCAUAUGCCGAGUUCACCAUGUUCCUUAUAAAGAUAAAGAAGAUGAAGCCAGACAUUGUGUUGGAAGAAACAUACUGGUUCAGGAAUGAUGCUGCAGUAUAUAUGAUUCAGCAACAAUUCUAAUUCUUUCUCUCAUUUAAUAUUUCAUUAAGCAGCACUUUUUUUCUUUCUACCUGUAGAUCUCAUCUAUGUGACUAUUGAAUGGUUAUAGCUUUGAGAAAGAGAAAGAGCAAAAGAAAAACCAUAUUGACAUUUUUUAUUGUUUCAA
Messenger RNA from Musa acuminata subsp. malaccensis (wild Malaysian banana), 2911 nucleotides. RefSeq names its product probable pectin methyltransferase QUA2. Gene Ontology annotation, cellular component: cytoplasm. Lineage: Eukaryota; Viridiplantae; Streptophyta; Magnoliopsida; Zingiberales; Musaceae. The record is from RefSeq and is a predicted model, not a curated record. Gene Ontology annotation, molecular function: methyltransferase activity.